AUGAUUUUGAGAAACUUGCCUCCUGUUCAGAAGGGGCGUGUGCUUUAUACUGCGGUCUAUAGGACAUACUAUUCAACAGCAGUUUGUACGUUGAGUUGGGAUUGGACGCUAGUGCGCCUUGCUGUGAAGGACAGUGUGAAUAUGGCAGCCUUGAGGUCUUUGCUUUCUGUUGGAAAGAAUGCUGUUCCUGUAUUGCUGCGGAGAGAGUUCCAUAGAACUGCACCAGCAACUUUGCAGGUGACUGUAAGAGAUUCUUUAAAUCGUGCAUUAGAUGAAGAACUGGAGAGAGAUGAGAAGGUUUUCUUGCUUGGUGAGGAAGUAGCCCAGUUUGAUGGUGCAUACAAGGUCAGCAGAGGUUUGUGGAAGAAGUAUGGAGAUCGGAGAGUAAUAGACACACCCAUUUCAGAGAUGGGCUUUGCUGGAAUAGCUGUUGGAGCUGCUAUGGCUGGCUUGAGGCCUAUCUGUGAAUUUAUGACAUUCAACUUUGCCAUGCAAGCUAUUGAUCAAAUUAUCAACUCUGCAGCCAAGACGUACUACAUGUCUGGAGGAAUGGUUCCAGUCCCAAUUGUCUUCCGAGGCCCCAAUGGAGCUGCAGCUGGUGUUGCAGCCCAGCAUUCCCAGUGUUUUGCUGCUUGGUAUGGUCACUGUCCUGGUCUGAAGGUGGUCAGCCCAUGGAGUUCAGAGGAUGCUAGAGGUCUGUUGAAGGCUGCUGUUAGAGAUGAAAAUCCAGUAAUUGUUCUGGAGAAUGAAUUGCUGUAUGGUGUUGCAUUUGAACUGUCAGAAGAAGCCCAGUCUAAAGACUUUGUCGUGCCACUUGGAAAAGCCAAGAUAGAAAGACAAGGAAACCGCAUUACCCUGGUCUCACACUCCCGAAUGGUUGGAAUAUGUCUGGAAGCAGCUACUGUCCUGGCGAAAGAGGGGAUAGAAUGUGAGGUGAUUAAUUUGCGCAGCAUUAGGCCACUUGACAUUGCAGCUAUAGAACAAAGUGUAAUGAAGACUAAUCAUCUUGUGACUGUUGAAGGUGGAUGGCCAAUGUUUGGUGUAGGAGCUGAAAUCUGUGCCCAGAUAAUGGAAGGCUCGGCAUUUAACUAUUUGGAUUCCCCAGUCGUUCGGGUGACUGGUACAGAUAUUCCUAUGCCAUAUGCCAGAAUAUUUGAAGAAAAUACUCAACCUCAAGUGAAAGACAUUAUAGUUUCUGUGAAGAAGACACUGAAUCUUAAAACUUAAUUAUGUUGUCAAUCUUUACACAGUGGGUAUGCACCAACUGAAAAGUCAAAAAAGAACCCUAGUCAAAAAUUGUUGCAACUGAAUUGAGCAAAUCUUAAUGUGGUAAUAUUAUUAUUAUGUACAUGUAUAUGAACACUUUGCCAUAAAAAGUUUUCUACAGGGGAAAUUUUAAGGAAACAUUUGUGUAGCACUUACUUGAUGACCCCUGGCAACCACUUUAAUUUUACAGUUAUCCAUUGAACUUCAAACCCACACUCAACCGCAAACUGACACAGACCACUUAGUUUAAUUGUGGUUUUAAGCAGUUUGAGAGAAGGCUUGUGCCACAGGUUUCAGAGCACUUUUUCUUCUUGGAGUGCAAUGGUAUCAAAGUGGGGCCUACGUUCUACUGUAAAUGCCUUUUUAUGCACUUACUGUCCCUCCUUAACAAGCUAAAUCUGCCAUGGCAUCUGCCUCAGGAAGCAGCCUGUUGAUUUGGGCCCGAAAAUGUAACUCCCAACCUGGCCACUUUUCCAGAUGUACAACAUUCUCUAGAAAGCAUGUCCCACACUGGUGAGCUGUUUUUAAAGAUGUAUUAUUUAUAUGUACAUUUCUGUACAAGGCUUUUGUCCUGAUCCAUUUUAAUAUUACAUUUUAGCAUUUUAAGAUGUGACUGCUGCUAUUUUGUUUUCUUUACAUUUUAUCAGAUAUGUAUUUUGAAAGUGCUGUUUGAAUACCUUUCUCUCCAUAAAGUGCUAAGCAAACUUAUUUGUAAUAUAUAUCUAAAUUGUUAAGUAGUUCUGGGCCCCAGAAGUUAAAGUUUUUGCAACAUGGUUGUCAUCUUUUUUUAUAUGAUUUAUAAUGUUGUAAUGGUCAAGUGUUAAAGCGCUGAAAGCAAUAAAGUGUCUAACAGUGAUUGCCUGGAUGUUGUGAAAUGGGGUACCAUUUUAAUAAAAUGUGAUGACAUGCUAGUA
Protopterus annectens (West African lungfish) is the source of this 2180-nucleotide messenger RNA. Its product is annotated as pyruvate dehydrogenase E1 component subunit beta, mitochondrial-like. The record is from RefSeq and is a predicted model, not a curated record. Gene Ontology annotation, biological process: pyruvate decarboxylation to acetyl-CoA. Bases 1 to 1227 code for a protein of 408 amino acids. The transcript is spliced from 10 exons. Gene Ontology annotation, molecular function: pyruvate dehydrogenase (acetyl-transferring) activity. NCBI's taxonomy places the organism in Eukaryota, Metazoa, Chordata, Ceratodontiformes, Protopteridae.